CCCGGGCGGGAACGGGAGAGGGAACGGGACCGGGAGCGGGACCCGGAACGGGACCGGGACCCGAGCGGCGCCUCCCUCUCCCCCCAGGGCCGCGGCCGGGGCGGCGCUGAGCGCGGGGGCCGGAGCCGGUACCGGGCGGCGGAGCUGGGACCGCCCGGGAAUGGCGGACAGGCCGGGACGGGCCAGGGCUGCCAGGGCCCGGAGCAGCUCGCCAGAUCCCGUCGGGGACGUGCUCGGGGAGCUCCUGGGAUCCGAUGGUGAGGGCAGGAGCUGCUCCCCCCAACCCGGAGCUGGAUCCCAUGGAUCACCAGAUCCCAUGGAUCACCAGGAUCCAGUUGAUCCCGUGGAUCACCAUGACCCAACGGAUCAGCUGGACGAGCUGGACGAGCUGGAUGCAGAAAUCCUGGGAAUGGCCAGAGCCGGGUCCAGGCCGGGGAACCGCGGCGGGAAGGGGCCGGGUCCCCAAAAAGCCCCGCCCCCCCGUCCCGAUGUCACCUUUGGGGACGACGUUGAUGACCUGAUGGACUCCCUGGGACUCGGCAGCGGCGCCGACGGAGCCGGGAGCGCGCCGGGAACGCCGGGGGGCCAGGGGCUCCGGAAGGGCCGCGCCGGGAUCCAGGAGAAGCCGGGAAAGGCGGAAUUCCAGCCGGACCCCAAGGAGCGGGAGCAGCCAGGGCCGGGCGGGGCCCAGGUGGAGCCGGGAUUUCCCUUCGGAUCCUACGAGCCCUCGGUGGCCUCGGGGACCGGGCGGAGACGGAGGUGUCCGGUUGGGAGCAGCUCCCGACGUCCCUCCGGGGCCGCCUGGCUGGGGCUGAAGGACGAGGAUUUCCUGGGACUGGGGGACGAGGAUUUCCCAGGACUGGGACAGAAGGACAAGGAUUUCCUGGGACUGGGACAGAAGGACAAGGAUUUCCUGGAUCUGGGAUCAAAGGACAAGGAUUUCCCGGGAUUGGGACAGAAGAACAAGGAUUUCCUGGAUCUGGGAUCAAAGGACAAGGAUUUCCCGGGACUGGGACAGAAGAACAAGGAUCCCACAGGAUUGGGAUCGAAGGACAAGGAUUUCCUGGGACUGGGAUCGAAGGAAAAGGAUUUCCCAGGGUUGGGACAGAAGGACAAGGAUCCCCUGGGAUUGAGACCAAAGGACAAGGAUUUCCUGGAGCUGGGAUCGAAGGACAAGGAUUUCCUAGGAUUGGGAUCAAAAGAAAAGGAUCCCCCGGGAUUGGGACAGAAGGCCGAGGGUCCCCCGGGAUCAGGACAGGACAAGGAUUUCCCAGGACUGGGACAGAAGGACAAGGAUUUCCUUGGAUUGGGAUGGAAGGACGAGGAUCCCCCGGGCCCCGGUGUCCCGGGAUCCCCGCUGCGGCACCGGCGCUGCCCUGGCGCUGCCCUGGCCCCGGAGCCGUCCCGGGCGGAGCCUCCGGAGCCAAAUUCCCACCCCUGGAGGGGCCCGGAGCCCCCCGAGCCCGGCAGGCUGGAGCUCCCCCUCGGGACACGGCCCCGCGGGCAGGGGGCAGCAGCUGUGCAGGAGGCGCCGGGUCCUGCCACGCCCACUCAGGAGGAUCCGGCGGCUCCUCCAGCCCCGUCCCGCCCGGAGAAUCCCCGAGCUCUCCCGUCCUGGCUCUGCCCGGAGCAUCCCGCAGCUUUCCCGGCCCGGAGGCGCCAGGAGGGUCCUGGAGCUCUCCCAUCCCAACAGCGCCAGGAGGGUCCAGGAGCUCUCCCAUCCCAACAGCGCCAGGAGGGUCCUGGAGCUCUCCCAUCCCAACAGCGCCAAGAGGAUCUGGGAUCUCUCCCAUCCCGGCCCCACCAGGAGGAUCUGGGAUCUCUCCCAUCCCGGCCCCACCAGGAUUCCCAAACUCUCCAAUCCCACCUGUGCCAGCAGCACCCCGGCUGUGGGAUCGCCCUGCGCAGCCUCCAGGCCCGGCUGGAGGAGCUGGAAAACCAGGUGCGGGCGCUGGAGCUGGAGCGGGCACGGCGGGGACCGGGGCUGCAGGAGCUCCCGGAGAGCUGCCACAGAUCCCUGGAUCACCCCAGAACCCAGGAUCACCCCGGAUCCCAGGAUCACCCCAGACCCCAGGACCACUGCAGAUCCCAGGAGCAGGACGAGCAGCUCACAGGAACACAGGGGUUUGCCCUGUGGGAUCUCCCUGAGGAUGGAGGGGGGUCCCACCUCCUGCACCCUGGCUGCCCCGUGCCCCUCGCAGCGCUCCAGGCCAGGCUGUGCCGGCAGCAGCGGGACGCGGAGCGGGAGCAGAGCCGGCUCCAGGAGGCCGUGGCUGACUUGGAGACCAGGCUGGGGGAGCGGGAGCAGCUCCUGGAGCAGGGCCGGCGGAGCCUGGAGCGGCAGCGGGAGCAGCUCCGGGAGCUGCAGGAGGAGCUGGGCCCCGGCCUGGGGACAGCGCUGGGGACAGGGACACUGCCAGGGACGGGGACACUGCUGGGGACAGCGCUGGGGACACCGCUGGCCGCUCCGGUGGCUCCCGGGCUGCUGCCGGCCCUGGGGACACUCGUGGGGGACAGCGGGGACAGCGCGGCCGCGCUCUACGGCCACGUGCUGCUGCUGAAACACCGCGCCAGGAUGGACCACGAUUUCCUGGAGAGCGAGCGGCUCUUCCUGGAGAACCUGAAAAAAGGGCCCUGAACCGUCUGCAAGGGGAAUGGAGCUUGGGGAAAUUAAAAUUAAAAUUAAAAUUAAAAUUAAAAAAAAUUCCCUGCUGAAAACCUCCCCUGUUUGCAAAGAGAAAGAUUCAUUUAUUUUUCAAAUAAAAACAAAUUCCCUGCUGAGAACUAUCACUUGUUUGCAAACAAAAAAGGGAUAAAAAUAAAAAUAAAUAAAAAUAAAAAUAAAUCCACAGCUGAGAACCUUCCCCCAUUUGCAAAGAGAAAAAUGGAU
Pyrgilauda ruficollis (rufous-necked snowfinch) is the source of this 2890-nucleotide messenger RNA. RefSeq names its product fas-binding factor 1 homolog. The coding region runs from base 161 to 2638 and encodes 825 amino acids. Lineage: Eukaryota; Metazoa; Chordata; Aves; Passeriformes; Passeridae. The record is from RefSeq and is a predicted model, not a curated record. The transcript is spliced from 17 exons. Gene Ontology annotation, biological process: establishment of epithelial cell polarity; cilium assembly. Gene Ontology annotation, cellular component: ciliary basal body; ciliary transition fiber; centriole.